GCUUAGCGGGCCUUGCGAUCCUCUGCACGGAGAUGAAAGUUUGGAAUGACAGCCUGCUUGCAGUGCAAAACCUGAGAGAAAUCCUCUCCAUCCCCUGGCCCGGACCCCACCCUCUUUGCGAAAAUCAGAAAGGGCAACACAGCCUUGGUCAAGAAAAGGCUUCAUCUCCUAGAUGGUCCUGUGAGUGAAGGGGAUAGUCAUCCAGAGACGUCGUCAGACAGAGGCCCUGCCAUGUGGCUAUCGGUCAGCGAUGACUGAUGUGGAAUCCACAUAUGCAGAUUUCAUCGCGUCGGGGCGGACGGGCCGGAGAAACGCCGUCCACGACAUCCUGGUGUCCGCGGCCAGCGGCAACCCCAGCGACCUAUCCCUGAAGCUGGCCGAGCUGGACAUCAGCAAGGGCGAAGGGGACGGCGAUGCGCAGAGGAACCCGACGGAGCCCGCUGGCGAGACCCAGGGGAAAGCAGGAAAGCAAGACGGCUAGCACCCCUCUCUGGCAGGCAGGAGCGGCGGCCGGGUGGCGGGGCCGGGCCGGGGUCCGCCCUUGGCCGUGAGCCUGGGUCAACCUGCGGCGAGGGUGGGGCCACAGGACAUGGCCUUGCCCAGUGCCUGGCGGGCACCCCCCCGACCCUGCUGGAAACAUGGGCCUGGGCGGGGGCUGCCCACACACCCUGUCCACCUCACUUCUUGGCCGUGGCUGAGCCCGCAGGGGUGCCUCCCCCCAGAAGCCGCAUAGGGACCCCGCCCUCCAGCCACCUUCUCCACCUUACUCCCCUCUGCGACGACCCCAGAACGAAGACCCACCCGGCAGCACCACCAAGUCGCUGGCACCGUGGCCCAGGCCUCCUGGCACCCUGGCCUGGGCUUUCUAUGCCUCCCCAGUGCAUCGGCCCGUGGAUCCCCCAGGCUCUGUGCCCAAGGGCUUCUCUCCUGCUCCAGGGCCACUGCUCUGUGCCCGCGGCCUAGGGUCAGCAGCCAGGUGAGGCCGACCCACAUUAGCCCACGGGGGACCGGCCGGUGGGGCUGGCCUGUGGCCAAGGCUCCGGGCAUGGUGCCUGCCCUGAGGUACCCACUUCUGGCCAGCCCGAUUGCUGAUCCUACCCCAGAGGGCACCCAGCCCCCGCAGGCCCUCCUGCCCCGGGAGCUCGGGGUCAAUUCCUGGGGACCUGGAGGGAAGCAACGGGAGGGGGUCUCCCGGUGCCAGCCCUUCACACCAGCCAGGCUGUAGGGGAGAACGGUGAGGCCUGUAGGCACCGUGCCAGGCCCCAGGAUUUGCGUUCCACAUUUUUAACUGCUCCUAGCCAGUGCUGGGCGCCCACUCCCCACUCUCCCUCCCUCGGGCCCUGCCCCCUUCCCAGCGGCCCCGCACUUUUUACCAUUUGUAAACUUCUCCCGAUAGCCGGUGUCCUUGGUUCCCGGCUGCUGGCUGGGUCGACGGGCGAGCAGACCGGCGUCACAUGUACCCAGCCGUGCCCGGACCAGCGUCUCUGUCCCCCCAGCCGGCUGCCAGCGGAGAGGCUCCGGGGCCUCCCGUGCCCUGUGAACCCCGUGAACCCCCUGUGACCCCGGUCGGUGUUAAGACACCCUUCGGUCAUGGUAAUAAACAGCAGCACAGCGGGGUGGACCAGCUCCUUGGUGUCCAGUAGGUUGGGGGUGGCCUGAUUCCUUGGUGUCCCAUAGAAGGGAGGUAGCCCAGCUCCUUGGGGUCUAGCCGGUUGGGGGUGGCCUGCCUCCCAAGUGUCCAGCAGGCCCGGGGGGGUGGGGCGGCGGCUCCCUGGUGUCCAGCAGAUGGGAGGUGGUCCGGCUCCUUGGUGACUGGCAGGUGGGGAGUAGAUAGCUGCAAUCCCUGGGAAUAGAGAGGGUGGGCAGGGGGGCACUGCCAUAGCUAAACUACCCCCCUGUUCCUGGGUCCCAGGCCCUGGAGAUCACAAUUCCUGCAGGCAGUCGGGGUGGGGAAGGGGCCGC
Tachyglossus aculeatus (Australian echidna) is the source of this 1962-nucleotide messenger RNA. RefSeq names its product cAMP-dependent protein kinase inhibitor alpha (gene PKIA). The transcript has 3 exons. Gene Ontology annotation, molecular function: cAMP-dependent protein kinase inhibitor activity. Gene Ontology annotation, biological process: negative regulation of cAMP-dependent protein kinase activity. The record is from RefSeq and is a predicted model, not a curated record. NCBI's taxonomy places the organism in Eukaryota, Metazoa, Chordata, Mammalia, Monotremata, Tachyglossidae. Gene Ontology annotation, cellular component: nucleus; cytoplasm. Bases 251 to 481 code for a protein of 76 amino acids.